AUGGCCGAGGCGCGCUCCUCCCGCCGCGAGCUGCGCGGCGCAUUCUACCGCCAGUUCUGGAACCAGACGAUCGAGUCCUCGCGGUCGCUGGACACCGUUGUGCGCUGCAUGCCCAACGAAGCGUCGCCGGGGCCGUUGACGUCACCGUCGGGCCUGUCGCGCGCGCAGCAGCUGCUGGUGGCGUCGGCGUUGGGCGUGCCGUUGGCGCCCACCUUCAGCAAGGAGCACGGCGGCGUGUGCUUGGAUCGUGCAGUUCCGCUCCUGGGCUGUCGCUGGUUUUGGACGGCCCUCCUAUUUCGAUUCAAACUGCAGAAGUAUCUGGAGGAGCGGCAGAAUAUGGCCCCUUGGCUCAGGCAGGUGGAGGCUCUUGGCAACCCUCAGAACUUCAGGGCCUGCUGCAAAGGCCGGCUGGACUUGGGAAAGCACAUCAGCAUCACCGGCAAGGUGGAAUCCAAUUCCGUGAAGGACAUCCAUGAGGCGAUCCAGUGGCGCCCUCCUCCCCAGGGCUCCAGUACCGCGGGCCCCAAUGGACGGGGCCGAUGGGAUGGCUUCUCAGCAAGGACUGACUUGCGCAUGCAGCUGAGGGGCCACCGCAUUAGUGCAUCUAGGGCGUACCAGGACGAGUUCCGAUGCAAGGGUGGCUAUGCCCGAGUGCCCGGACUGCUGUCGGUGGAGGUCGCAUCGGACAAGGGCAUGGAGGCCAUGCACUACAGGAUCGGCGUGCACCAGGUUGAGGGGCACCCUGUGUAUGCUGGAGGUACUGCGGAUGAUGCACCAGUGGAGGGAUACACUCCUGGCACAUACCUCCAGGGCGGCCUGGCAUUUGAUGGUGAGGCAACACUUCUGCCCAGGAAGCGCCACAUACAUCGCUGGCACAACAAAGCCAGGACUGCAAGGGUGGGCGACACUCUCACACUCUUGCGGCGCCAGCAAGGGGAUCCGCUGCUGCAGUUUGACAAGGGGGAUGCGGGAGGCACUUCCUUGCCCGAUUCCCAACAGAAGGCCUCCAGCGAUGAGAUACUGGAGAACAUGAGGAUGCGGACGCAGAAGGUGAAAACACUGUCGACAGAUGCCCGGGGCUGGGCAAGCAAAGUUCGGCAUGGAAAGCUCAAGGAGAUGCUUGGAUUGCAGGCCAAAGACAAGGGUCGAAGGCCGAAAAAGCAGACGCCAUGGCCAUUCCUAUCGAAUGCCCACUUGAGGGUGUGUGGGCUGAUUGGCUUGGCAGCAUCCAUGCGGAUAAGCGGCUUCUCUGGCAUGCGGUCACGGCCAUCGUUCUCUGAACCUAGCCCCUCAACAAGCACUGUUCGCAGGUGGUCACCAAGGCCCUGGGCCAAUGAGCGCUUUGCCCAUCUGUUCUUGGCCACAGGCAUAAGCCUGCAGGCUGGCCAGAUGCAGAACUGGCUCCUGUCCUACUCAUCGGUGUCGGCGAGGUUCGAAGUUCAGGUGCCAGCACCAUGGGGUGCCUACCAGCGCCUGAGGCGGAGCCAGAGCUUCAGGGGGAGGAGGACUGCCUGGGUGGCUGGUGCGGGCACACCACCAGGCGUGCAGGUGUCUGUCGCACAGCAGGUUUUGGGCCCCUUGAGGGCAAAGGCUGAUUUCCGGUGGGUCCUUGAGGCUGGAGACCCUGUCGUGAGGCCUGGAGGUGGGCCCCUCAUUCGCGCUCAGGACCACAUCCGCAGCCUGAGAUCGCAUCUCGCAGAGGCCCAGUAUGGCUUCGACUUUGCAGCCCCGGGAUUGGCAGGCGCCUUCCGGAUAGGGGGAUGGUACACGCCGGCACGCAAGGAGGGGCUGAUCGAGAUGCGCAUGUUCUGA
Molecule: messenger RNA, 1812 nt
Organism: Ostreobium quekettii
Lineage: Eukaryota; Viridiplantae; Chlorophyta; Ulvophyceae; Bryopsidales; Ostreobiaceae
Source: the annotation of a GenBank genome assembly